CCUUGACCUUUUUUCAUGAGAAAAGUGUUGUGUUUGAGGCAGCCAAAAACAGAUCCUCCUCCUCCUCUAGCUUUCCCGCCUCCGCCGCCACCACCAACUCGUCUCUUCAACCACUUACCCUCCCCCACCUUUUACUCUAGAAGAAGAAGAAGAAGAAAAAGAAAAAGAAGUGGUAAGGAAAGCGAAAAACCUCAGCUACCAUGCAACCCUACCGGAUCAUUAAAAAGAUGAUGUCGACAGGCAAAGUUAUCAAAGACUAUCUGGUAGAGGAAGCCAUCUCCAUAUACAGAGAGUAUUCCAGAUUCCCUGUCGUGUCAAGUGCCAAAAUUAGUUUUCGAGAAGAUUCAUCGCAUAUCAUUGUUAAUAGUGAAAGUACCCAACGGGAUUUAGAGAGACGGGAACAAGUCAAGUUCAGUCGGAACCAUAUUCUUACUCAUGAACAUGGAAAAUAUUCCAUAUUAUGUAGAACUCCACCAACUGAACUGUCCAAAGAGUUAUGGAAUAAAGAAUCCCCCUCAGGGAAGUUACGCUGCAUCAUUAGACGAGUGACCAACCAGAAAGGAGAAGAAAAGGAUUUUAUUGAGAUCUGGGAGAAAACACGGAAAAUCUGGAAUAUUGAUGCCCUCUCCAAGGAAAUUCAUGGGAAAAUUUAUGAACCCGAUGGCCAAUUUGGCUCAUUGGAAUGGUCGGCCACUGAAAAACGGUUGGUUUACAUUGCGGAGAAAAAACUGCCCAAAGCAACUUCCUACUUUGAUGCUAAGAACACUUCCAGAACUCCUGAUGAUGAGACCAAACCAAGUGAAACAAAAGCUAGGGGUGACCAGCAUGUUUUACAUGAAGACUGGGGAGAAAUGUUGGUUGGGAAACACCAUCCAAUUGUUGCCAUCUUAGAUUUAGAAGGUUCAACUCCUGAAAUCAGUUUGUUGGACUGUGUUUCAGAUGAUGUAUCCCUUGGGCAGGUAAGAUGGGCUCCUGAUGAGACCGGUCUGGUGAUGGUUGGUUGGUCACAUGAACCCUGGAGGCUGGGCCUUACAUAUUGCCCUAUUAGAAAGAGUCAGCUGUAUUUUGCUCAAACAUCAGGGGAAGAUAUUAAAUGUUUUGGGGAUGAAGACAAAGCUGUUCGGUCCCCAUCUUUCAGCCCCGAUGGAAAAAAGAUUGUCUACAUGGAUAAUCCCGCAUCUGGGCCUCACUACCAAUGUAGCAGACUAUUAAUGAUUGAUUGGGUGAAUAAAGAAACCAAAGUUGUAUUGGAUGUAGUUGACCAGGCAAAAGAUGAUGAAUUUGCUGGAGUUUUUGUCCAUAGUCUUCCUGAUCGCUGUUGGUCCUCUGACAGUAAAAGAGUGCUCUUCAGUACAGUCUCUCGAUCUCAUUUGGUUCCAGUCGUUGUUAAUACAGAAACACAGAAAGUAACACGGAUUAAAUCACCUGAAAGUGGUGUCAGUGCCUUACAGAUAUUAGAUGUACACCAUGAUCAUAUUGUGGCCCAAUUCUCUGCUCCUAACCAACCUCAGUAUUUGGUGAUUGGUUAUCUGCCACCAGAAGGAGAAGAAGAUACAAUUGAAUGGGUGAAAUUAGAUGCAGAACUCAAUCAUAAAUUGGAUGGCAUUACAGUAGAAUUACUGAAGCAUAAACCAAUUGAUGGCAUGAUUAAUGAAGAAUUCCCUGAUUUGGAAUUUGAAAGUAUUUUCUUGAGGCCAUCAGAAUGUGCUGACUCUAAGUUUCCCCUUGUUGUCUGGUCCCAUGGAGGCCCUCAUUCGGCUUUCAUGGGAGACUUUCAGUUGUAUCCAGCUGCAAUGUGUUCCUGUGGCUUUGCUGUUCUAUUAGUAAAUUAUCGUGGCUCCAUUGGAUGUGGUCAGAACUCCAUUAAAUCUCUUUUGGGUAAAAUUGGCCAUCAGGAUGUACAAGAUGUACAAUUUGCUGCUGAAUCAUUAUUGAAACUUGAUUACAUUAAUGAAAAUCAUGUGACUGUGAUUGGUGGCUCCCAUGGUGGUUUCAUUACAUUACAUCUCAUUGGACAGUAUCCAGAUUUUUACAAAGCAGCGGUUUGCAGAAAUCCUGUCACUAGUUUGCUUACUAUAUUUGGAUCCUCUGACAUUCCAGACUGGGCUUUCGUUGAAUGUGGUCUGGAUUUCAAACAUGGCAAAGUUGCUGACAUGGAAAGUUUAGAAACUUUCUGGAAGAUGUCUCCAACUCGUUAUGUUGAUCAGGUUAUUACACCAACAAUGUUCAUGGUUGGCACUGCUGAUCUUAGAGUCCCACCAAAAUGUGCUCUUGAAUACUACAAGGCAUUGAAAGCUCGUAAAAUCCCUGUCAGGUUUAUGUCUUAUGCGGAAAAUAGUCACCCACUGAACAAAGUCGACGCAGAAGCUGAUGCCUUUGUCAACAUUGUUUCCUGGUUUUGGUAUUAUAUCUGUUGACCUAUGAAACAUUUUUUAAAAAUUCCUGCUAAUUCCUCUAGCAGCUUUAUUGGUUUGCCAAUUUCUUCCCUGCCCUACCUUUACCCCCCUCCCUACUGAAUCCUGCACCACCACCACCACUUCUCAUUAAACAAAAAUGAAAUAAACUUGAGAAAAUCUGUUUUAUUCUUUACAAA
Octopus bimaculoides (California two-spot octopus) is the source of this 2593-nucleotide messenger RNA. Its product is annotated as acylamino-acid-releasing enzyme. Gene Ontology annotation, biological process: proteolysis. NCBI's taxonomy places the organism in Eukaryota, Metazoa, Mollusca, Cephalopoda, Octopoda, Octopodidae. The record is from RefSeq and is a predicted model, not a curated record. Gene Ontology annotation, molecular function: serine-type endopeptidase activity.